Molecule: messenger RNA, 585 nt
Organism: Moesziomyces aphidis
Lineage: Eukaryota; Fungi; Basidiomycota; Ustilaginomycetes; Ustilaginales; Ustilaginaceae
Source: the annotation of a GenBank genome assembly
AUGCAAUGUCCAGGCCUGCGGCUCUGCAGCACUGCGCUAAAACUCUUGGAUUUCGACGAGCCCGAGGCUCGGACCCAUGGCGCAGGCCAUGUCACCUCGCCAUCCCCCGCGCUUCUCGCGGCCAUGAAGCUCGCCAUGCUACCUCUCGCCAGUUCGCAUUCACACCUCGCGGGGCCACGGCAAUGGUGUGUUGCCGGUAGCCGUCCCGCCGAUCCGAUCCGACAUACAUCCCCUUCGAUCGCCCUUCCCUGCCCUGCCCUGCCCAGCUUGGAGAUGCCUGCUGCGUGCUGCUCCUCCAUCGCGCUCCUCGCUCCCAGCCAGGCACGUGUCCAUCGCUGUCUCGUCGUUCCACCAGCGUCGUCGAGGCCAACACGCUAUCCCACUACCACUAUCCCUACCCGACCUUCGCCUCGACAUCCUCAUACCACCCUGCAGCGCACGUUUCGAAAGCCCAGCCCAUCAGCCAUCCCGAUCUUUUCAUAUACACAUCGUCCUCAGCUUCAUAAGCUGCACAUUGCCGACGAUCCAUUUACCGUGUCGCCGCCCGCCUUCAUCUUGCAGCCUCGGAUCGUCGAGUCGACAUAA